AUGUUGUCAUCUCGUCUCUCCCGCGCGCUUCCGCGCACUGCUCCUUUCGCUCGUGCUCCCGCAUUCAGACUCCCUGGCGCCGCUGCCCGGAGAUGGAACUCGACAGAGGAGAAGGUGAAGGGCCAGGUCAUUGGUAUUGACUUGGGUACCACAAACUCCGCUGUUGCCGUCAUGGAGGGCAAGACCCCUAAGAUCAUCGAAAACGUUGAAGGUGCCCGCACAACACCCUCUGUCGUCGCUUUCGCCCAGGAUGGCGAGCGUCUUGUCGGUAUUGCUGCCAAGCGCCAGGCUGUUGUCAACCCCGAAAACACGCUUUUUGCCACCAAGCGUCUCAUCGGUCGCAAGUUCACCGAUGCCGAGGUUCAGCGCGAUAUCAAGGAGGUCCCCUACAAGAUCAUCCAGCACACCAACGGCGACGCCUGGGUUGAGGCUCGUGGCGAAAAGUACUCUCCCGCCCAGAUUGGUGGUUUCGUUCUCAACAAGAUGAAGGAGACUGCUGAAAACUACCUGGGCAAGCCCGUCAAGAACGCCGUUGUCACUGUUCCCGCCUACUUCAACGACUCCCAGCGUCAGGCUACCAAGGACGCUGGUCAGAUCGCUGGUCUCAACGUUCUUCGUGUUGUCAACGAACCUACCGCUGCCGCUCUUGCCUAUGGUCUUGAGAAGGAGGCUGACCGUGUUGUCGCUGUCUACGACCUUGGUGGUGGUACUUUUGAUAUCUCUGUCCUGGAGAUCCAAAAGGGCGUCUUCGAGGUCAAGUCGACCAACGGUGACACCCACCUUGGUGGUGAGGACUUUGACAUUAGCCUCGUCCGCCACAUUGUCCAGCAGUUCAAGAAGGAGUCUGGGCUUGACCUCUCUGGUGACCGCAUGGCUAUCCAGCGUAUCCGUGAGGCCGCUGAAAAGGCCAAGAUUGAACUGUCUUCCUCUCUCCAGACCGAGAUCAACCUUCCUUUCAUCACUGCUGAUGCCAGCGGUGCCAAGCACAUCAACCUGAAGAUGACCCGCGCUCAGCUCGAGUCUCUGGUUGACCCUCUCAUCAACCGCACCAUUGAGCCCGUCCGCAAGGCCCUCAAGGAUGCCAACCUCCAGUCCAGCGAGAUCCAGGACAUUAUCCUCGUCGGUGGUAUGACCCGUAUGCCCAAGGUUACUGAGUCCGUCAAGUCCAUGUUUGGCCGCGAGCCCGCCAAGUCGGUCAACCCAGAUGAGGCUGUCGCCAUCGGUGCUGCCAUCCAGGGUGCCGUCCUUGCUGGUGAGGUCACUGACGUUCUGCUCCUUGACGUCACCCCUCUGUCUCUCGGUAUCGAGACUCUCGGUGGUGUCUUUACUCGCCUGAUCAACCGCAACACCACCAUCCCCACCAAAAAGUCCCAGACCUUCUCUACUGCUGCCGACUUCCAGACUGCUGUCGAGAUCAAGGUCUUCCAGGGUGAGCGUGAGCUCGUCAAGGACAACAAGCUGCUCGGAAACUUCCAGCUUGUUGGUAUCCCCCCGGCCCACCGUGGUGUCCCCCAGAUUGAGGUCACCUUUGACAUUGAUGCCGACUCCAUCGUCCACGUCCACGCCAAGGACAAGUCCACCAACAAGGACCAGUCCAUCACCAUUGCCUCUGGCUCUGGUCUCUCCGACUCUGAGAUCCAAUCCAUGGUCGAAGAUGCUGAGAAAUACGGUGCUCAGGACAAGGAGCGUAAGGCCGCUAUCGAGGCUGCCAACCGCGCCGACAGCGUCCUGAACGACACUGAAAAGGCCCUCAAGGAGUUCGAGGACCGCCUCGACAAGGCCGAGGCCGAGCAGAUCCGUGAAAAGAUCAACACCCUGCGCGAGUUUGUCGCUAAGAACCAGUCUGGCGAGCUUGCUGCCACCGCCGAGGAGCUCAAGCAAAAGACUGAUGAGCUCCAGACUGCCAGCUUGACCCUCUUCGACAAGAUGCACAAGGCCCAGUCUGAGCAGCAGCAGCAGCAGCCUCCCCAGGGCGAGUCCGGCCAGGGUGAGAACAAGCAAUAA
Aspergillus calidoustus is the source of this 2004-nucleotide messenger RNA. NCBI's taxonomy places the organism in Eukaryota, Fungi, Ascomycota, Eurotiomycetes, Eurotiales, Aspergillaceae. The record is from the annotation of a GenBank genome assembly.